Drosophila obscura is the source of this 513-nucleotide messenger RNA. RefSeq names its product predicted GPI-anchored protein 58. The transcript has a single exon. Lineage: Eukaryota; Metazoa; Arthropoda; Insecta; Diptera; Drosophilidae. The record is from RefSeq and is a predicted model, not a curated record. Bases 1 to 513 code for a protein of 170 amino acids.
AUGGCCUACAAGUUUACCUGCUCGCUGCUCCUGCUCGCCGUUGUUGCUCUGGCUCUGGCGGAGCCUGCCAGAUUCCAAGGUCGCUCCUCCCGCUUCCGGCUGGCUCGCCAGGAGGAGGCACCGCAGGACCCAGCGGCCCCUGGUGCGGAUCCCUCUCUUGAUGUUUCCCCGACGGCAGCCUCGGCGCCCUAUCCACCAGCGGGUGUCACUCCCGAGGUGCCCUUCGACCUGCCCACGGAGACUGAGGCCCAGCCAGAUCUGACAUAUGGCCCGCCCGCUGAGCCAGACAAUACGUACGGACCCCCUGCCGAGCCGGACAACACCUAUGGACCUCCUGCUGACGCUGCUCCAGCGGAUCCGGCCGCGGUGGAUGAUGCCUUAGCCCCCGAGCCCAUUCCCGCCAGUCUGAUCCAGCCACGCAACGGGCGCCUUCGCAGUCGCCGUCCAGUGCCGGAAAAACUCCGCUCCGCCCAGAUCAUACGCUCCAGGCCCGUUCUCGUCUAUACCAUCUGA